Messenger RNA from Triticum urartu, 912 nucleotides. Lineage: Eukaryota; Viridiplantae; Streptophyta; Magnoliopsida; Poales; Poaceae. The record is from RefSeq and is a predicted model, not a curated record.
CUCUUCAUAUAUCUGCAGGUGUGCCGAUGUCAGCUCGUUUACCGCGGACACCUUAUCAUUUACGGAGCCGGAGGUAUAUCACUGAAGUCACUCAAAAUCCCAUGUGGACAAUGAAACGUCCAAGAUCGAAUAUUGUAAUGAUGGUAGACCCUAAGAGGCAUAGAACAUCAGAAGCAACUUCUGUUGAUCAACCCCCUGACUAUAAAACAGAGAAAGGUGCACCUGAGACAAAGCAGGCUGUUGGUGAAAAGGAAGUUGCCGGCACUUCUAUAGAAGGGCAAGACCAGACUAUGUGUAGUACACCAUCAGCUAAAAUUUGGUCUAAUAAGAAAAAGCAAUCAGAUCCUGCUGUCGUGAUUGCUUACAAAAGACGACAACGCACACCACGUACCAUUUCUGGUGCAGCUGAUCAGCAAGCUAUACAAAAUGCAACAACAGGAGGUGCAUCCAUGGACACAGUUCCAGCAAGCACUUUGGCGGUGAAUCAACCAUUGUGGGAUCUGAGCCCAGCAACUUCCGUACAAAAAUCAACAUAUGGCAUAGACUUGUUGUCACAAGUUGCCGGGGGGACUGGAGACAUUACUAAUGUUGAAGUGACUCCUACUCACACACUGCUCCGCCGUGAAGCUAUCAGAGAUGAUGUACACGCAGCAGAGUCAGAAACUCCAACAGAGACAAACAAAAACUCAUCAGACCCAAGGCGGAUUGCACAUGAAAGCACUGUUCCAGCUGCACCUGUUGAAAAGCUAAAAGGAGCAGAGGUGCAAGCAAAUGCAUGGCAACUUGUAUCUAAUCACAUAACUUUCAAUAAUUUUUUUUAGAACCAUAAAUGUGAUGAAGCAAGGCUACCUGUAUCUAACUUGUCGAGUUUUAAAAUCUCCUUCUGCUCGCCCUGUACAUAUGUUAUGCAAU